CCUGGGAUCCCAGACGUGACAAUGUGGAUACAGCGGUUUUUAGUUACCAGGUCAGGUUAUCCUGUACAAAGCCAUGCUUGGAUUUUAAUAGCCAUGUUUCGACUUGCCAUGGAUUUCACCUCUUGCGAAUCUUUGGGCCACGGCCAUAGGCGCCUGUUCAUGCAAAGACCUGCGCACCAUCAUGGAUUCCCUCAUAGCUCUUUGUGGAGCCUUAGAUCCGGGCAGCAUGCACGGAGUCGUGGGCUUCUAGGGAGCCAUGCCUCUUCCUCUUUGGAACGCUCUAAUGUCCUGCCAAAUAUGUAUCAUUCCAAAAGGCUACACAAAGCCGUGGACCUCCUCUGGAAACACGGGCGUCCGGAGCCCUUUCCUCCUGGGAAAUCACACCCUUCUCUGGCAGACGGGAAUACAGAGCGCCAGACUUACUUGAAACGGAGGAAACGGUACCGCCGGGCCAUAAGCAAGCCCACGCUGGAGACCGAGGUGAUCGUCUGGGGAUCAACGAGUCCUUUGGAACCGCUAGAAACUAGCACAUUCCCGGGGAUUUAUCACAGCACCACCGCCUCUGUUUUACAUAGCAAGGCCACCACCACCACCAUUACCACCACCACAACCACCACCAAGGCUACUUCCACAACUAUACAACCCAAAGGGCCUGGGCCUGGAACUGGUACACCCAAGAGCACCCCUGGCGGGGCUAGCACAAUGAUCCCACCCGCCACGUCUGACGGUAACCGGAAAGAAGUUGACGCUCCUCCUCCUAAGAUCCCAGGAGACACUUCAGGUCUGGCUGUCCAUCAGAUUAUUACAAUCACCGUCUCUCUCAUCAUGGUCAUUGCUGCUCUGAUAACGACGCUCGUCUUAAAAAAUUGCUGUGCGCAAAGUGGGAACACAAGAAGGAACAGUCACCAGCGGAAAAUUAACCAGCAGGAAGAAAGUUGUCAGAACCUGACAGAUUUCACCCCGGCCAGAGUGUCCAGUAACUUGGACAUAUUCACGGCCUACAACGAAACACUACAGUGCUCCCAUGAGUGUGUGAGGACACCAGUGCCCAUGUACGCCGAGGAGACGAUACUUCCGCCAGGGGAUUAUAAGACAUCCUUCAAUGGAAAUAGACCCUCCUCUUCUGACCGGCAUCUAAUCCCGGUGGCCUUUGUGUCUGAGAAAUGGUUUGAAAUCUCCUGCUGA
Elgaria multicarinata webbii is the source of this 1185-nucleotide messenger RNA. It is a transcript of the gene AJAP1, whose product is annotated as adherens junctions associated protein 1. The record is from RefSeq and is a predicted model, not a curated record. Gene Ontology annotation, cellular component: cell-cell contact zone; cytoplasmic side of plasma membrane; adherens junction. Bases 22 to 1185 code for a protein of 387 amino acids. Gene Ontology annotation, molecular function: beta-catenin binding. NCBI's taxonomy places the organism in Eukaryota, Metazoa, Chordata, Lepidosauria, Squamata, Anguidae. The transcript has 5 exons.